CUCUUCGCUCUCCUCCCUCCUUCCCGCCCCUCCUGCCGCCCAGCCCGACAGGUAUGGCGCUGACGGUGGACGUGGUGGGGCCGGCGCCCUGGGGCUUCCGCAUCACGGGGGGCAGGGAUUUCCACAUGCCCAUCAUGGUGACCAAGGUGACUGAGCGGGGCAAGGCUGAGGCUGCUGACCUCCGGCCUGGCGACAUCAUUGUGGCCAUCAACGGGGAGAGUGCAGAGCGCAUGCUUCACGCCGAGGCCCAGAGCAAGAUCCGCCAGAGCCCCUCGCCCCUGCGGCUGCAGCUGGACCGUGCUCAAGCCGCCUCUCCCAGGCAGACCAACGGGGAGAGCUCCUUGGAGGUGCUGGCGACUCGCUUCCAGGGCUCCUUGAGGACGCACAGUGACAGCCAGUUCCCCCUGAGGUCUUCCUACUCCAGCCCAGCCUCCCCCAGCCCCUUCUCUACCCCGCCCCCUGACAGCCCGCAGGCCCUGGCGGGAGAGGCGGCCAUCAGCCACAGUGUCCAGAGUCUGGCAUACUCCCCGGGGCUCACCGCUGCUGACCGCCUGUCCUGCGGGGGUCACCUCAGAAGCCGACAGGCCGGCCUCGGCCGCGCUGGCGACUCUGCCGUGCUGGUGCUGCCGCCUUCCCCGGGCGCCCGCUCCUCCAGCCCCAGGCUCAGUGUGGACUCGGAAGCGGGAAGCCACCUUCUGGACGAGGACUCAGAAGUCUUCAAGAUGCUGCAGGAAAAUCGAGAGGGGCGGGUGGCCCCCCGGCAGUCCAGCUCCUUCCGGCUCUUGCAGGAAGCCUUGGAGGCUGAGGAGAGAGGUGGCCCUCCUGCCUCCCUGCCCAGCUCACUGAGCCCUCAGUCCUCCCUGCCCGCCUCCAGGGCGCUGGCCACCCCUCCCAAGCUCCACACCUGCGAGAAGUGCGGAACCAGCAUCGCGAACCAGGCCGUGCGCAUCCAGGAGGGCCGGUACCGCCACCCGGGCUGCUACACCUGUGCGGACUGCGGGCUGAACCUGAAGAUGCGCGGCCACUUCUGGGUGGGGGACGAGCUGUACUGCGAGAAGCACGCCCGCCAGCGCUACUCGGCGCUGCCCACCCUCGGCUCGCGGGCCUGAGGCCCCCCCCGCCUCCCCUCUGCAGCCACCCGGCCAGGGCCGUGCCAGUAGCAAGUUGGGUGGCAGGGGUGACGGUGGGCAGUGGUUCUUCCGUGAACUAAAUUCGGGGGCCUGAGGCCUCUCCGUCCUCGCUGGGUGAGGACAGGUCUGGGACCUGUCUCGGGCUGCCAUGCCGAGGGCAGCCUCACCUUCCCCGGCCUCUCCCCUGGUCCUGUGCCAGGCGGAGGUGACCACGGCGUUUGAUGUCUCUGUGUACCUUGGGGCUGAGCAGGGUGGGACACAGAAGUAUCUAGAAGAAGAGAGGUGGGCCAGAGACAAACUGUAUUCACUAUGUAAAGUUUUCGACAUGUGAGCUCUAUAAAUAUAUAAA
Messenger RNA from Propithecus coquereli (Coquerel's sifaka), 1479 nucleotides. RefSeq names its product PDZ and LIM domain 2 (mystique) (gene PDLIM2). The coding region runs from base 54 to 1109 and encodes 351 amino acids. Gene Ontology annotation, biological process: heart development; actin cytoskeleton organization; muscle structure development. Gene Ontology annotation, molecular function: actin binding; muscle alpha-actinin binding. Gene Ontology annotation, cellular component: Z disc; adherens junction; filamentous actin. NCBI's taxonomy places the organism in Eukaryota, Metazoa, Chordata, Mammalia, Primates, Indriidae. The record is from RefSeq and is a predicted model, not a curated record. The transcript is spliced from 10 exons.